AUGCAUUCCUCGUGAAUCAAAACAAGCACUUGAAAUCUAUAUAAAUUUUAUAAUAUUGGUGAAUUGCCGAAAGUCGAUAGCCGCGUGCGGCAAGCCAUAUAAAAAUAAGGCACCAAUCCAUGCUAUAAUGGUAACAUGCAAGCAGCUCGAAAGCUUUCAUCAAUUGGCCUUGACAACAUGGAAGUAAAAAUUAUCUCCAGAGAAACCAUCAAACCUUCUUCUCCAACUCCACACCACCUAAGAAUCCACAAGCUUUCUCUUUUAGAUCAGAUAGAGAUAACUGAAUCUAUUUACAUCCCGGUUAUUCUCUUUUACUCGGUUGCCUCUGGAGAUCCCCGGAAAAGAUCUAAUAUACUCAAAGAGUCCCUCUCAAAAACGUUAACCCAGUUCUAUCCAUUUGCUGGAAGAGUCAAAGAUAGCUUCAGCAUUGACUGUAAUGAUGAGGGUGUCAGCUACACAGAAGCUCAGGUAGCCACUAAUGUGUCCGUUGUUCUUCAAGAUCCUGAGAUUGAUUUGCUGCUACAACUACUACCCAAUGAUUCCCUUGAAAGGUUGCCGGAACCAACUGCUGAACAGGUUUUGGUAGCAAUUCAGGUGAACUUCUUUGCUUGCGGUGGGAUGGCAAUCUGUGCUUGUGUUGAUCAUGUGGUAGCUGAUGGAGCAGCAACAGCAACCUUUAUUAAAAGCUGGGCUGCAAUUGCUUGUGGUGCUAAUUAUAUUGACCAUGAUGUGAUAUACGAUUGCACUUCUGUGUUUCCUCCACACGAUUUAACAAGUUUCAAGGAGAAAUUUGCUAAUGAAGAUAAGCAUGAGGUACCCGAACCUCAAGGUAAAAUUGUGACAAAGAGACUCUUGUUUGAUGGCUCUAAGAUAACUGCUCUAAGGAACGAAAUUGGCAAUGGGCCAAGCUCCUAUCGUCCAUCAAGGUUUGAGGCUGUGUCUGCGCUCAUUUGGUCCGCCAUGUUGUCUACAACUACAAAAAAUGACAGAACUUUCUCGACGACAACCAUUUCUAUGAAUCUGCGGAACAGAACGAAUCCACCAAUGCCACAACAAUGUAUUGGAAAUGUCUACCAAGUAAAAGAGGUGGAAUCACUGAUGGAGAAGACGAUUAAUCUUAGCAUUCUAGCAGGAAAAAUUCAUGAGACCAUAAGAAAGGUAGAUGAUGACCAUGUGAAAAAGCUUGGUGCGGGUGUUGGAGCCUACAUUAAUCUUCUUAGAAGUAAAGUAAAAAACAACAAGUUUCUUUUCGUUAGCUGGUGUCGAUUCCCUUUCUAUGAAACCGAUUUUGGAUGGGGAAAGCCAAUCUGGUUUGCAACUGCUUUGAGAAUUAAUAGGGUUGUAUUUUUUCUGGAUACCAGGGAUGGUGAGGGAAUAGAAGCAUGGAUAACACUUACCCUGGAAGAAAUGGCCAAAUUUGAGCAGGACCCUGGCGUCCUUGCUUACUCUUUUUCCAAGCUAAGCAAAUGAGAAUUCUGGAUUCAGAAGUCCAGGAAUUCCAGGGAGAAAAGUAAGCUUUCUACGACAAUUUCCUCUCUGCUUUUUUUUUUUUUGUGAAAGAAAAUGAUCAUCUCUGUCAAACCUUCUUUGAGACUUAAAAAGUGUAUUGCAAUAAGGUUAGUCCAUUGUAUCUUGGAACUCAACUUGGUGUUUUGGGAGCAAUUCUGUUCUUAUAAAAGCAUUCUUCUAUAUGUUUUAUUGAAGAUUUUGAAAAUUGAAAUAAAGUUGAUAGGUUUUAUCUUCAUAGU
Durio zibethinus is the source of this 1748-nucleotide messenger RNA. The record is from RefSeq and is a predicted model, not a curated record. NCBI's taxonomy places the organism in Eukaryota, Viridiplantae, Streptophyta, Magnoliopsida, Malvales, Malvaceae.